This is a messenger RNA of Seminavis robusta, 738 nucleotides long. The record is from the annotation of a GenBank genome assembly. NCBI's taxonomy places the organism in Eukaryota, Bacillariophyta, Bacillariophyceae, Naviculales, Naviculaceae.
AUGAUUUCACUUCGCCAAUCUCCCGAAUACAGCACGCACAGCACCACCAGCCUCAUGCAGCCAGCCACAGCAGAUCACCCUCUGAGCACUCAAAACCAAGCGCCACUCAUGUGCAAGGGCGAGAUCGCCUCUCUCAAACACCCACCUCGGCUGUCAUUGCCUCUCAAGAAGAGACCUUACUGCGCCAACAAGUCGCUGCCUUUUGCGUCCAUGCCAGUAGUCAAGCUCUCUGUAUCACGCGGCCCCAAGACACUCACCAAACCUUCACGACCAUCCUUGAGCCUUGUCUCAUCGUCUUCCACUUCGAAACCCAAGAAAUCGGUCCGCUUUUCCAAAGUCCAAAAGACCCGCAUCCUCAAGAAACGCAAUCUCACGCCACAAGACCGAGAGCGGAUGUGGUAUCAAAUGGCCGACUACGCAGCGAUUGACCAAGAUAGCAUCAAGAAUCUCAAAGCUUUGGAGCAAGUCGAUGGGGAUCUGGCACGUCUCAAUCACGACGAAUACUGCAUUCGAGGGCUGGAAAUGAAAACGUCUCCCCACAUUAACCGCCUGCGCCGUCUCCGGGCCAAAAUUUCCGUUCGUGCUGUGUUGGAUACACAAAACCACAACCGAAAAAUGCUGCGCAGGCAAAAUGCAGACGAAGCGCUGGCAGCCGUGUCCCAACAUUACACCACCAAAGCACAAUCGCGGGCACGAGAACUGGGUGUGAUUGAUGCCAUGGAGACGGCACUGCGAUAG